This is a messenger RNA of Physella acuta, 1176 nucleotides long. Its product is annotated as putative transmembrane protein DDB_G0289901. Lineage: Eukaryota; Metazoa; Mollusca; Gastropoda; Physidae. The record is from RefSeq and is a predicted model, not a curated record.
AUGGAGCAUGGCCCCGCCCACAAGAUGUACAUGGUCCCGCCCACAAGAUUAGCAUGGCCCCCGCCCAGAAGAUCAGCACGACCCCGCCCACAAGAUCAGUAUGGCCCCGCCCACAAGAUCACAUGGCCCCGCCCACAAGAUAUCCAUGGCCCGCCCACAAGAUCAGCAUGUCUGUCGUCCUACAGUCUGUCGUCCUACAGUCUGUCGUCCUACAGUCUGUCGUUCAACAGUCUGUCGUCCUACAGUCUGCCGUCCAGUGGUCUGUCGUCCUACAGUCUGUCGUCCUACAGUCAGUCGUCCUACAGUCUGUCGUCCAGCGGUCAGUCGUCCAGCGGUCUGUCGUCCUACAGUCAGUCGUCCUACAGUCAGUCGUCCUACAGUCAGUCGUCCUACAGUCAGUCGUCCUACAGUCAGUCGUCCUACAGUCAGUCGUCCUACAGUCAGUCGUCCUACAGUCAGUCGUCCUACAGUCAGUCGUCCUACAGUCAGUCGUCCUACAGUCAGUCGUCCUACAGUCAGUCGUCCUACAGUCUGUCGUCCAGCGGUCUGUCGUCCAGCGGUCUGUCGUCCUACAGUCUGUCGUCCUACAGUCAGUCGUCCAGCGGUCAGUCGUCCAGCGGUCUGUCGUCCUACAGUCUGUCGUCCUACAGUCAGUCGUCCUACAGUCAGUCGUCCUACAGUCUGUCGUCCAGCGGUCAGUCGUCCAGCGGUCUGUCGUCCUACAGUCAGUCGUCCUACAGUCAGUCGUCCUACAGUCAGUCGUCCUACAGUCUGUCGUCCAGCGGUCAGUCGUCCAGCGGUCUGUCGUCCUACAGUCAGUCGUCCUACAGUCAGUCGUCCUACAGUCAGUCGUCCUACAGUCAGUCGUCCUACAGUCAGUCGUCCUACAGUCAGUCGUCCUACAGUCAGUCGUCCUACAGUCAGUCGUCCUACAGUCAGUCGUCCUACAGUCAGUCGUCCUACAGUCUGUCGUCCAGCGGUCUGUCGUCCAGCGGUCUGUCGUCCUACAGUCUGUCGUCCUACAGUCAGUCGUCCAGCGGUCAGUCGUCCAGCGGUCUGUCGUCCUACAGUCUGUCGUCCUACAGUCAGUCGUCCAGCGGUCAGUCGUCCAGCGGUCAGUCGUCCUACAGUCAGUCGUCCAGCGGUCAGUCGUCCAGCGGUCAGUCGUUUGUUUGA